AUGCAAAUUGACGAAUUGCAGGACCUAAUUGAAGAGAAUGAGGGGAGUAAAGUGGAGGAACAUCAUGUCAAAACUGAGGAAAAAACUCAUUUACAGACUGAUGGUAUUUUGAAAAGGAGAGACAAGAAUCGUUUCACCUGCACUCAGUGUGGAAAGAGUUUUGGAAGAAAAGACACUCUUAAAAUUCACAUGAUGAUCCACACUGGAGAGAGACCAUUCACAUGCACUCAGUGUGGGAAGAGUUUCAGCCAAUCAUCAUCCCUUAAUCUACACAUGAUGAACCACACUGGAGAGAAACCAUUCACAUGUCUUCAAUGUGGAAAGAGUUUCAGCCAAUCAUCAUCCCUUAUUCUACACAUGAGGAUCCACACUGGAGAGAAACCAUUCACAUGCACUCAGUGUGGGAAGAGUUUCAACUGCUCAUCACACCUUAAUCUACACAUGAGGAUCCACAAUAGAGAGAAACCAUUCACAUGCGCUCAGUGUAGAAAGAGUUUCAGCCAAUCAUCAAACUUUCAUCAACACAUGAGGAUCCACACUGGAGAGAAACCAUUCACAUGCACUCAGUGUGGGAAGAGUUUUAACAGCUCAUCACACCUUAAUCAACACAUGAGGAUCCACACUGGAGAGAAACCAUUCACAUGCACUCAUUGUGGGAAGAGUUUCAACCAAUCAUCAUCUCUUUAUCUACACAUGAGGAUCCACACUGGAGAGAAACCAUUCACAUGCACUCAGUGUGGGAAGAGUUUCAGCCAAUUAUCAUCUCUUAAUCAACACAUGUGGAUCCACACUGGAGAGAAACCAUUCACAUGCACUCAGUGUGGGAAGAGUUUCAUCCGCUCAUCAUCCCUUAAUCAACACAUGUGGAUCCACACUGGAGAGAAACCAUUCACAUGCACUCAGUGUGGGAAGAGUUUCAGCCAAUCAACACACCUUGAUGAACACAAGAAGAUCCACACAGGAGAGAAACCAUUCACAUGCACUCAGUGUGGGAAGAGUUUUAACAGCUCAUCAAACCUUAAUUUACACAUGAAGAUCCACACUGGAGAGAAACCAUUCACAUGCACUCAGUGUGGGAAGAGUUUCAGCCGAUCAUCAUCCCUUAAUCUACACAUGAAGAUCCUAACUGGAGAGAAACCAUUCUCUUGCACUUAAGCCGCGGUCACACUGGACUUUUCUCCCCAUAGACUUCCAUUCAUACGCAUGCGAAUACAUCAGACCGGAAACCUAGUUUGUGCAUCAAAUUUCGGAGUUCACUGCCUUGCAAAGUUCAAGCUUGGUGAACUGUGACCUGGGAAAUCGCAUCACUUGACUGUUUGAGACCAAUCGAAGAUCAAAACAUGACCUCUCUGUAUGGAAAUGUAAAAUAUGGACCAAUCGCUCACUUUUUUUAAUGUCUACUCAUCCUGUUUAAUCCCGCCCCUUUUCGCAGUGCCAUACAGCAGAAUUUCGCAUGCUCAAACUCUAGCUUCGUUUUGGGAUGAGUUUCAGCAAAUCCUCAGACCUUCAUAAACUCAUAAAGACCCACACUGGAGAGAAACCGUUCACAUUCAUUUAGUGUGGGAAGAGUUUCAACUGAUCAGCAAUCCUUAAUGAACACAUGAAGAUCCACACUGGUGUGAAAGAGUAUAUGUGCUUGAGUGUGAGAGGACUUUUAUUACAGCUCUAAAAUUGAAACUGCACCAGACAAUUCACACUGGAGAGACCGUACAAGUGUUCACACUGUGACAAGAGGUUUAAUCAUUGAACACAUCUGAAAACAGAGGAGGAUUCACACUGGAGAGAAACUGUACAGAUCAAUGUCUACAGAGUUUCGCUCAUUUGGCGCAGCUUAAGAAACACAUGGACAUAAAGUUGCACACAUGAUAUGAAUGCAGCAAAACAAUGAAUGAAUUGGCAGCGUCAGCUUGCACACCUGAUGCUUGUCAGAAUCAGAAAGAGCUUUAUUGCCAGAUAUGUUCACACAUACGAGGAAUUUGUUUUCGUGAGAGAGCUUCUACAGUCCAACAGGAUAACAGAGACAGGACAAAAAACAGAUAAUAAAUAUAUUUUAAAAAAUUAGAAGUAAAUAGGGAGUGCAAAUAUACAAAUUGUUGCAAUCAAUUUGGCAAUAAAAUCACAGCGAAAGCAAGAUGAGGCAUCCUUUUCGCUUCAGAGACUUCUACAGCCUUCUGAGAGAGUCGAUGAGGGUUCCUCCUGCUGAUAUCCAGCAAUUUUGAGCGAACGAGAAUGGUCUCCCAGUCCAGAGUGUGUACAUGAGGUGGCAGACGGUUGAGCUGGGCUUCUCCCUUGCCUGGCGUUCUUUGGGUCCGGUCCUCCAGAGCGGUGCGUACAAAGUUGCAAAUUUUCUAAAAGAGCAACACAGUCGUGCAGCACGUCCUUUUCAGAAGCCGCAUGUCUCAGAUCGCCCGCCGUCUGCUCCUUUGGAGUCAUACGCAGCUGAAAUUGAUGCGCGCCAUUCACAGUCCAGGCAAGCUCAACCGUGCAGCCGACGCGUGCUCACGGCAGCCUUUACGUCCCGGAGAAUGGAGACUCCACCCCGAGUCGGUUUAGCUGAUAUGGGCACGAUUCGGGGAAGCCCAGAUCGGUCUGUUAGCUUUCCCUGAGAAUGCUCAUUGCCAGUAGUUUUUUUCCCUGACCGAGGGCUCUCUCAGCACGGAUGCACUGGCCCACAGCGGGCCUCUGGGCAUAAGCAAAUAUGCGUUUCCUCCAGUGAGCCUGCUUGUGCAGUUACUGUGCAAGGUCAGGGAGGACGAGGAGCAGGUCUUGCUAGUUGCGCCCCCCUGGCCCAACCAGACCUGGAUGCCAAACCUGGAUAGUGGAUGCCAUCUCUCUUGCUUACCUGAGCCUGGGUGAGUCGUGUCCCCCAGGAGUGCGUGCGCACUCCACUCGGAGCAUCGCAUCCUCUUGGGCGCGUGCACACGGCACCUCUCUAACAGACAUCUGUAGAGCUGCGGGCUGGGCGACACCUAAUACAUUUGCAAGGUUUUACAAUCUGCGAGUGGAGCCGGUUUCCUCAAGGGUAUUAGGUAACCCUUGGUGAUUGAGGAAACAACUCUGUUAAGGUGUUGAAACACGCCAUUCUCCCUAACACAGAGAUACGUGCGCUUAUUCCCCGCUUAGGUGAGCCCUGCAGAUUCCUCCAAGGCCCCCAUCACUGACUCAGCGGAGGAGUCACUAGCUGGCCCAUUACAUUGUAGGUCUGCCCUCUGGUCAGCCCACAUUUUGGGUAUAGGUGCCCGCUAUGCGUGAUCCCCACUAGGCGAUUAUUCAGCCACGAUGCAGUCCCCCACUCACAGGUCCGCACAGGUCUUGCCUCUCUGCUAAUCAUCUUAUUAUAUGCGUACUCCCCCUUCUCAGGGCUAGUCCAUAUAUUCUGCCAUCAUCUCCCCAUUUGGGAAGCAAGUGGCCUCCGCAACAUCCUCCCCUUCGGGACUGCACGAUUUCCCAAUGUACCGUCGUAUUCAAUUCCUAGAAUUAUCUAGAUGCUUACGGCUCCUGAAAAAUCUAUAUCUAAAUCCGUAAAUCUUCUUUGAAGUGGGAUAAGUAAGGGCCAGGGAUCACGUUGGAAGACCGCGCCUCUCUAUGAUGCAGGCACGCUCACGCUAUGCCUGGCUAUCCUCUCAUCAGAGGGGAAGGUAAGGUGCAGUUAUUAUGGCGUUUUCCAGACAUUUCCCCAUACGUGGCUUAAAAAUCCACUAUAGCAUUGAAGUUCCCCAUCCAAAGGGGAACGCUCUGGUUACUAAAGUAACCUCGGGGAACGGAAACGCUAUAUUGCAUCGCCAUAAUGAUUGUUCCUUAGCCGUAGAUAUCAGUCUCUUCGGCUUAAAAAGGAUGCCUCAUCUUGCUUUUGCUGUGGUUUUAUGCUAAAUUGAUUGCAACAAGCAUCACUGACACUGCCAGUUCCUUUGGCAUUUCAUUGGCCCGUUUACAUACUCUUUCAGAUGAUUGGCUUUCUGAAUGAAAUCCCCAUACGUGGAUUAAAAAUCCACUAUAGCAUUUCCGUUCCCCUCCUCGGGGAAUGAGGGUUACUUUAGUAAUCAGAGCAUUUUCCAACACUCCUACACUGCAGUAGGUGGGGUUGUAAAUGUGUUGCGCUCCUUGCAUUUGCCGUAAACACAAUGAUGGUGGCUGAGAGAAGAACAGUUUCAUAAACAUCUGGCAAACAGCACCUAUGCAGCUUAAAAUCUCUUUGCAAGUGAUUGUACAGGUGUGGAUACAUCUCUACUCGACUCUCCAGUGUAUUCAUGUAGCUAGUAUUGUUUUGGAUUAUACUCUCUGUCUGACUCCCUAAAUGAGAAACAAAUCACUGGCAUGACACCGCACGACAGAGAAGGUGGAGCUCCAGGAUGGUUAGUUUGCAGUAUACCAGGGCCUCAAGUUAAGAAAGCCCAUUCAAUUGUCCUGUGUUGCAUCUUUUAUUAGUAACGUUUCUUUAUUUUUGGGUUCAAGAUUAUUUCUAGUUUACUACAUUUACUUUUUUGAGUAGAAUACAAACUUGAUGAAUAUUUUAUGAUUUAGGCAGAGCAACAGGUAUGAAGUUUUACAAUAUUAAUACACUGUGAUUAUCCCAAGACUCCAGAUUGUGGUAAAUACUGAUUGGAUGCCUGCAUUACUCAUCAAUGGGUAUAUAAAAGUUGUUGCGCCAGCUACCCCAGGAUAGUUUUGUUUUGCAUUACUUAUAUCAUGUAGUUAAAGUGUUGUUGUGAUUAUAUACUAAGUUCUUUGUCUUCAUUAUUAUCUAUAGACAUUUGUUGGUUGUUUUUGUUGUUCUAUGAGUUAAAUUUUAUAAUAAAUAUUUUGCAUUCAG
Molecule: messenger RNA, 4810 nt
Organism: Danio aesculapii
Lineage: Eukaryota; Metazoa; Chordata; Actinopteri; Cypriniformes; Danionidae
Product: gastrula zinc finger protein XlCGF57.1-like
Exons: 2
Coding region: 1-1155 (384 amino acids)
Source: RefSeq, a predicted model, not a curated record